Coturnix japonica (Japanese quail) is the source of this 9181-nucleotide messenger RNA. It is a transcript of the gene ELK4, whose product is annotated as ETS transcription factor ELK4. Lineage: Eukaryota; Metazoa; Chordata; Aves; Galliformes; Phasianidae. Gene Ontology annotation, biological process: cell differentiation; regulation of transcription by RNA polymerase II. The record is from RefSeq and is a predicted model, not a curated record. Gene Ontology annotation, cellular component: nucleus. Gene Ontology annotation, molecular function: sequence-specific DNA binding; DNA-binding transcription factor activity, RNA polymerase II-specific.
CAAUCGCAUUGAGGUUGGCGUUGCGCGUCCCGCCAUGUAACGCUCCGCCGCUCCCCGUUCCGCCUCCAUCCAUCAGCUCCGGUUUCUCCUUCGCUUCUCAACCCGGUUCCUCCCUUAUAGGGAUGGGGGGUCGGUGUUCGACACACCGAGGGGGUUCCCGGUCAUGAAGGGUGGCUGGGGGGGCCGUUCCCAGCACCUGCCCGCAGCGACGGGACCCGCAACGAACGGGGAUCCUCCUCGCUUACUGCUAUGGACAGUGCUAUCACCCUGUGGCAGUUCCUCCUCCAACUCCUGAAAGAGCCUCAGAACAAGAAUAUCAUCUGUUGGACCUCCAAUGACGGGGAGUUCAAACUGCAGCAGGCAGAGGAGGUGGCCAGGCUGUGGGGAAUCCGCAAGAACAAGCCUAGCAUGAACUAUGACAAACUCAGCCGUGCUCUCAGAUACUAUUAUGUGAAGAAUAUCAUUAAAAAAGUGAACGGUAAGAAGUUUGUGUACAAGUUUGUUUCUUAUCCGGAGAUCUUAAAAAUGGAUCCUCUUGUCGUGGGCCGUAUAGAAGGAGAACCCGACCUGACCAGCUUUGCAGAGGUUAGCAGUGCUCCAAAGGACGUGGAAAGCUGCGGGAAGGAGAAGUCUCAGUCGUGUGCUAAAUCCUCCAGCCGCAACGACUACAUCCACUCAGGCUUGUACUCCUCUUUUACGCUGAACUCCCUGAACUCUUCCAAUGUGAAACUCUUCAGGUCCAUCAAGAUUGAGAAUCCAGCUGAGAAACUGACAGAGAAGAAAGCUGCUCAGGAUCCGACGCCGUCUGUCAUCAAGUUUGUCACCAUGCCCUCCAAAAAGCCUUCGUCCGUCCCCCUCAUCGUCACCACUUCAACGGUCUCUGCUACAUCCACUGCUUCUGCCACCUCAACUGCAUCCUCUCUUCCCGUGGCAGCAUCAGAAGAAACUCUGCAGACCUUGGAGACUCUUGUUCUCCCCAAAUUAACCAUCCCUGAAGCUCCGGCGCCUUUGCCAAACUUGACCACCAGCUUUACCCCAACUCCACCCGUAUCCUCUGUUUCUCCUGUUCUGCAAGUUCCUUCCACCCCCCCAUCGCCGCCCCUGAGUUCUAAUCCUGACCUGGACAUUGACACGGACAUAGAAUCAGUGGCUUCUCAGCAGCUGGAGCAGGCUCAGAACCUUCAGCAUCAAUCCCCAGAGCCCAAAGAGCAGGAUUCAUCUGUGCUGGAGAAGGAAUUUGCCAAUCACCUCUCCAGAUCUAAAAAACCCAAAGGGCUGGAGUUGGCUCCUACUCUCGUCAUUACAGGCAGUGAUCCAAGUCCAUUGGGAAUACUGAGCCCUUCCCUCCCCACUGCUUCUCUUACUCCAGCACUUUUCUCCCAGACUCCCAUCUUGCUGACCCCAAGUCCCUUGCUCUCCAGUAUUCAUUUCUGGAGUACCCUCAGCCCAGUUGCUCCUCUCAGUCCUGCAAGGUUGCAAGGUGCUAAUACGCUCUUUCAGUUUCCAUCAGUGCUGAACAGUCACGGCCCAUUCACGCUGUCUGGACUGGAUGGACCCUCUACCCCUGGCCCGUUUUCCCCUGAUCUGCAGAAGACAUAGCACAUGAACUCAUGGAAAGGACAUAUUGGCAAGCAAGGAAAAGAGAUGACACUUAUAUUUAACCACGUUUUUUUUAAAAAGAGCAAUUUAUAAUUCCACAGAGAUGAUCAGCAGUCAUAGUUUUUGCCAUUCCCAGAUUAAAAAAAAAUGCCUUUUUUUGCAAAAUUCCUGUUUUUUGAAGACCCAGAUUGGUAAUGUUUAUGCAAAUGCCUUAAUAGGAGCUGAAGCUCCGGUCUCUUCUCUUCCCUCCUUGGUUGGAAGACUUCACUAUGGUGAAAGGGAGUUUCAAUUGGUGUUGCAGUAACUGAGUCUGCACUGUUUGCAGUAUAUAGUAUCAGAGAAGUUGUUUCUCUGUGACUCUUGGAAAACCUCUGUUCUUCUGCUUCCUGUGCUUGGCAAGAAGAAAUUUAAUCACGAUCAAAGCUGGCAUUCCAGGAAAUGCUUGGGAAAGGGAGUGUGUGUGUGCACUCAGCUUUGCCUUGGGGCCUGAUAACUUCUGCAGCAGCAAAACAGCCCGCAUCUUAUCUGCUGUAAAAACCUCUUGUCUCUUUGCAGGUAGAAAUUUUUCAAGGCAUAUUCUUAUGAUUGUGUUACUGAGAUGUGGACAAUUUCUCAAUGACACUGCAAUGCAGACAGCCCAGCCUUGCAUUGCUUGGCUCCUGGAUGCUUCCGAGCCCUCCUUCAGCAAGGGGGCAAAGCCUGGAGACAAACAAAUGGUGGGAUCAGUUCUUUUCACUUCUCAGAAGGUUUGAAUGCUGAAGUCCAAACAUUUCUCGUGCCAGAAGACCUGUAAUCUCACUGCUAAAAGAUGAGCAGAAUGGUGGAUUUUACAUGAGGUGUUGAUGGUUGAUCUGUGACAUGAGGUUGCUGCCUGAUGCUGCAUUUUAAGCCCCAAGCGGUGGGUGAGAACACUGAUGUCUGAGUGUUUUAUUCCCUCAGUUUGAAGUGGAGAAGCUUUUUCCCAGCUCUUAUCUCGAGUUUGGCUUUAAAUCUAUUGGGUUUUCUUUGUUAUUACUCGAGGAAGCACUCAGACCCUGAAAAAGUUAGGCUUAAUAUGCACCGCUAGCUGAGAGAGGUGCCAUGGUGUAUCCACCUCACUGUAAAUUUGCACUUGCUUUUCUUUCCUUGGUGGCUGUGUGUGUGUGUGUGAAUUGAUACAAGUUUCCAGAGCCAUUUGAAACACUGAUGAAAUUUUUAAUUAGAUUUUUAAACCUCAGGAGGCCUUUAAAGAGAACGGAGGAAAUGAAAGAAGAGGGACUUGGGAUGUCUCACUCUGUGCCCUUCCACUUUGGGGCAUCUGCUGUCAGGCAGCAACUUCUGUUUGCCACUCACAUUGAGCUGAGUGAUGUAAGAUAAUCUUCAUAUAAUAACCUUCUAGGAAACAGAUGGAGGCCGUCUCCUUCCUUUGGUAUCCCCCACUGGUUGGCUGGGAAGCUUUAAUGAGCAGAGGAAGGUUGUACCUUAACAGCACGAGGAGCUGGCAGUGUGUUUCUUGCACCUGUUUGAUGGGGAAAUGGUGAGCUCAGGCUUACCACAGUUUUCCUUUUGCCUCUUUUGCAGACCGAACUCACUUUAAAACAUACGUAUGACAAUACCCAGGACUUAAUUUACUGCAGUGACGUUCUCUAUAGAUUCUAGCAUUGAAUAAACCACUUUGUACGUUUCUAAUACAGCACCCUCGACGUGAGUGGGUGUCACGGGGUUGCUUUUUGGGCAUUGUACAUCCAGAAAGUCCUUUGCUAAGUGGGAGAAAAGAACGUGCCUGUUUCAGGUGCAGGUAGCAGGGAGUGAGCUCAUAUAGUGAACUGUCUUCCUGUUGAGUUUCAUUGGAGGAGCAACACUGCUUUGUGUUUAGACAUCAGCAGAUACAGGAUGAAGUUCCUGUGCCGGUGGCUCUUAAAAUGACAAUGUGCAAUAUUGACUUUUUUUCUUUUUUCUUUUUUUUUUAAAUGCAGAGAGAAACCUGCAGAUUUAUAAUUAAGAGCAGGCAUGUGGAAUUUUCUGGUUUGCAUGAUAGCUUAUGAGUUUGCUCUAGAAAAUAUAUAUAGCUAUAUAUAAAUAGCAGCACUUUUAAUGGUUGUUUUAGGUUGGCCAAUUUUAUGCCCAAUGUGUGUGUGGAUUUGAGAGCAACGUUGCAGACUAGGAUUAGAGUUUAAAAAUAACUAAUGAGCACUAAAGACUCGCAAUUUAAUUGCUUCCCUUUCCUUGUCCCCUAUGGAGAAAAGCCAAGUUUUAGUUUAAAAGUUGUGUAUGUGCACACAUGCACUUAAUUCUUUUGUAAACUGUAUCACUUUCAGCAUAGAUAUGCAAGAGAACCAAAUGCUAACUAAUAGAGCUUGUCAGUUUUGCUUGGCCUAGUUUCAUGCUGUUCUCCAAGUAGCUGCAGCAGAUUGCACUGCCAUAGCUGUGAGAUGCACGCUCACCUUCAGGAAUACCUUCUUAGGGGAAGUUGUUAUGAAAGUGCAGCCUCUCUAUAUUUCAGCAUGGUGGUGUCCAACUUCCUGACAGGCAAAGUGAGAAGGUGAUUACUUUUGCUUAGGCACCUGCCUUGGAAAACAGGAGUCCCCAAUGGGGUUGUAAUCUCAGGAGGCAGUUGGGAAAGCAAACAGUAAGACUGGGCACAGGGAGGUGGGAGGGAGGCUUGCUCUCAUGUUUUCCCCACUUCAGGUCACUUAAGAUAAUACUGUCUUGUAUAUAUGCUGCCUCAUUAAGCAGGCAUUUAUUAAUAAGCAUAGAACUGCCAGCUUUUUUGGAUCACAUUCCUUGGAGCUCGGUGAUGUGACUUGCUGGUGCUCUACUGGCUCGCUUCAGGAGCAGUUUGCAGCUCAUUGCAACUUGUUUUUAGUGUAGGGAAGGUGGGGUUAGUAUAGGCUCUUCUUUAAUUAUCACGUUAGCAGUUUGUAAUAUGGGUAUAGUACCAUGUUGGUUUAAAAAAAUAGUGCAGCAUUACAGAAACGUUGUGUUACGUUGCAGUUCACGUUGCUGAAGUAACUGUGGUAUUGUUGAAUGCUUUGAUAGUAUUUGCAUUGGUUAAUUCAUAGGUGGUGGUAGAAUUAGACUGGAUGAGCAUGGAAGCUGAACAUCUGUCUUGCUUCUGGGAAUCUCUUUUUAAUGUCACUGCUGCUGUAUAAUAGUACUGCAGAGUUGCAAAGCUUGUGCUGCUGCUGUCUGUGCUAUGUCUGUCUUUUAUGAGAACCUGAACCAUCAGGAUGCCACUAAGCAACACGUGCUGCAAGCAGACAAUCCAUGGAAAGCAGAAUUGUUCUGCUGAUACCCUACGGUUAUACAACACCCUGUUCCAUCUUCCUGUUCUCAGAGGACGUGAUCCCAGUGAUGAGGGUGGUGGAAAAAAGCUUUUUCUUUAACAGAGUGGAAUCCCAGAACCUCAUUUCAGGAGUCGAUCUUCAGCAGUGGUGGCUGAAUGUAGUUCCUAUGCACUGCCUUUGGCACGUUCACGUUGCAUUCUGCACUAGGUCAGGAAGUGAUGAAAUCCCUCAAGUUUGGGAGUUCAUUGUGUUCCUUCAGAGCGUCCCAAGGCUUUUGGUAUCCAUAUCCUUGCUAGAAUGGAGUGUGUGUUAGCACAGGAAAGGCUUUGGCUGUUUGAGUAGUUUGUUUGGGAUAGUUUCUCCCACUAGUUUUUCAGGCCUUGGAUAUCUAACAUAUAGAUUCUUCUUGUUUUAUCUUCAUAGUGUUCAUUUUAACCACAGCGAGGGCUGUUUAUGUGCAUAUCUUCCAGCACAAAGCUUUUCAAGAUGUCAGUGCUGUGCAAUGUCAGAUCCCCCCACCCAUGACUUCAGCUUGGGUGCAAGAAUUACAGCAGCUUAGUGCUGGGUGGCAGAGCUGGCACACCCAGGCAGCUCUGAUUCUGAGUUCUGCUCCAUUCGGAGCCCAUAGAACUCUUGGCCACCCUUGGUUUAUUGGUGUAUCUCUUAGUUACUUUUUACUACUAUUUUAUAGCUCUUUAUUUGUUGUAUGUACUCAUAUUUUACUCUACCACUUAACUUCUUCCAUUUUGAAUGCGUGUUUGUUUACAAGGCACAUCUCAGUGUUGCACCAAGAGGAAAUCUUGGUAUUGUCAGCUAUGGAAUAAACUACAGCAGUAGUUAAGGGACGUUAUCAGAAUGGCCAGAUGCUUUGAAACUCAAUGUGUGAGUUUUGGGGUGUCUGUAAUAUUAUUCUCCUGUGUAGGAAAUAGAUCUAUCUUCUGGUCCUGGGUAUGGGUGAUGUAUUUGAUCUGACCAUUAGUGGAGCCCCAUGGGAUUUAUGCUCAGCAGAUCGAUUGAAAAUGCAUUAAAAUUGCAGUCGAGUAGCUUACAAAGCUAUUCGGGGUUCCUCUUGUCUAAACAGGAAUUUGUUUGUGGCUUGAUUUGAGUUUAAUUAAGCAGUAAUUGGCAAUGGCUGCUGUUAAAGUCUGAACAGUGUUAGCAAAUCUGCUUAAUGCGAAGCCUUUGGCGACUGCCAUCACGUUGAGUGGUGGUGAAUAUGUGCCGUGCUAAAGUCGAUCUGCUGAAAUCAGAGGCUGUCAGAUGAAGAUUAAAAGAUAAAGCGUGGUGACAGUUGUUUUACACGGCUCUUUGGGGCUGUUACUGCCAAAGGCUUUUGCCUGGAUUGACAUCUGCGGGCGCCGCGUUCCACUUGAAGUGAGCAAAGCAUAUGGGCUCUGCAGGAGGUUCUGUUUGACUUCACUGAUGGUCACCAUCCUUGUUUUGUUCUGUUUGUUCCCCCUCCCCUAAAGAAGUGACCUACACGAUAAGAAAGCAGGGCAGGGCCCCAUGCUUCUGCUUGGAUGUGCAUGCUCACGUGUUUCCCUUUUCAGACAGCAAGGCGUCCGAUCCACAUAAAUGAUUCUACCAAACGCAGUAGAACUGAUUAGAAUUGAUUUUCAUUUCCCCUCCCCUUCCGAAGAACGUCGUAGAAGACUUUAAUUGCGGAGCCCGUUGCAGGCAUCUAAUUAAGAAAGCAAACUUGUACAGCUUGUUUCCUCUAUGCAUUGUUCCGCUGAGGCUGAACAGCUCUCCCUAUACAAACAUACAUGUGCACACCUAUUCACUUGCAGGGGACGCGUGUUCAGGAUGCAGCACAGCUUCCAGGUUUGUACACUCAGAGCAAACCCUGCAGUUGCCACUUUAAAAACCUUUUGCACGUGCUGAUGAGGCUUUUUGGGGCCUGUCUAUUUGUAUUGUAAGCACUCAGGCUGUACUGCAGCGUGGGCUAAGGAUUGCCAUAAGGUUACUUAUAAAUGCAUCUUUGGCGUUGUUGUAUGGCAUAUCUUCCUGGGAAGUGUCUUUAAAUGUAUCUUUGGAACAGUUUUGGAACACAAAUUAGGGCUUUUUGUCUUUUUUUUUCCCCUUUUUCAUAAGAUUUCUCUGUUGAGAUGGUGUAAUUGGCAGCGUUUGGAAAGCAGGGGGCUUGUAAUGGAGACACAGAACGAACUGCAAGCAGUGCAGGGAGGUUGGAAAGCACUGCUUGGAGCCCAUAUCCUUGAGCAGUACGUGCAGCAGUGCUGUACUUAUAACUGGAAGCUGUUUCUAUUUAGUUUUCUUUUUUCCUUUCCUUAUUUUCUGGAACACAGGAAGGUGGCCAGGAUGGGCUCUGCAUGGAUCCUGGUGUGUGCUGUGUGUACAAUACCUGGGUGUGCUCUGGGCUCCUUGAGUUGUGUUGUGGGGUUGGUUUGGUUUUUUGGCUGGCAUGUCUUAACUCUUCAGGCUUUGGAACUGCUUUAGAGAGAAUUGUGUUGACUUUUUGUUCUGCUGUUGUUCAGUUGCACAGAGUUUUAUAUAGACGAUGUAGUAGUUUUUAACGUUAAUUCUCCGUGAACAGGGUUGAGAUUAUUCAUUGUGGUUUAAAAGAAAACAAACAACAAAGUAUUCUAAAACUCCCUUUGAGAAUCUUGUUUGUAUUCUGUUGCAGUGUUACCAGAUGGCCUUAUGUACGUCACAGUGUUUUGUGAUAAGUACAGUAGCACAUUUAAUGCUUAUCUCCCCCAACCCCUCUGUUUUUAUAGCUGAGAAGUGUAUUCUUAAUAGCAGAGAUGGAAUAAAUAGGAAAGUUCAUGCGACACACACAGUAAAGAUAGUGGUUGUCUCCUCCUCUAAUGCAUAUUAGGACAGUUGGAAUCAAUCUGAGGCUGCAGUGACUGAACAGGGGAGGUAACCAACAUGAGGCUUUGGCUUGGGACUGCUGAGAACACGGAGCAAGCUGAUGGCAGACAGCACUUGUGUGCAACGAGCUUGUAAAGCAGGAAAGGUCCAUUGGCUGCAGCAGAGCUGCUCUGAGUUACGGCAGCUGAGGGUCUGCUCCGUGCAGCUUUUUGCCUGUGGCUCAGCUGGAGCCAGGGAGGAAAACAUCAGAGCUGAAUGGGGGACACUUUAAGUGACCAAAUCAGCAAUGGUGAUGGUUGGCAGUUGUUCUGUUUCUUUUUCGAGUGCACAUCUGUUUUGGAAAGUGAUUUUUCAGAUGCCUUUAGUGCUGCUCCUCGAGGGUUUUUUCAGGUUAAUCUGGGCUCUGUGUAGAUCAGCACAGUGAAGCCUGCAGGAUUUUUUGUGCUCCUGCAGCUCUGACUCUUCUGCUUGGGCCAGAUGGAGGAGACAACCACAUCAACUAACUCUGUAAGUGGUUUCUUUCUUAUUUUCAUGUAAUUUAGUAGAAACAUCAGCGGUAAAAAUGAUACAAGGUCAGCAGAUGAAGCUUUCAGUUACUCUUUCCAGAACAGAAUUGUAUUGGAUACACGUGUCUGGUGCCAAGUCAAGAGGCAAAGUAACAUCAUAGCAAACAUGCUUCCUACCUUAGAGACUUAUCCUAGACUGGAUUUUGGAUACAGUGAUAACCUUGCACUGCUUUGGUGCUCAGGUUAAGAGUUGGGAGCGAGUAGCUUCUCAGUCUUUCUAAUUAUACCUUAUAAUAAGAGUAUCUUAAUGCCAUUGUGUUUAAAAACUAAAAUGCUGGUAUGUAAUGCAAGUACAUAAAUAGCCAAAGUUUUCAGUAAUUGUUCAGUGUUACUAAAUUUGCUUUUAUUUAACCUUCCAAGGUAACAUAUUAGGAAGACCUUCAGCGUGUCGAUACCACGUUGGGAAAACAUAUAAGAGUCUGAUCAACUUAUUUCUUGUACAUAUGCAGUUCUUUGAGCACAUUUCAGGUUUGGAGGGCGAAGUACUGAGAUGCAAAACGUGGUUUGGAGGAAGUGCACUGUAAUGACUUCAAAGCGACUCGUGCUGCUUUUAAUGAGCGGCGUAUUGGCAGUUUCUAUUCAAACAUAAUGAAGGUCUUUCCUGAGGAAUCAGGUGACUUUUUUUCUAUUGCUUCGAUAUUUUGUGCAAAAAAAAAAAAGAAAAAAAAAAAGGAAAAAAAAUAAUCCAUGUAUUGCAAUCUUUUUUUUUUUUUUAAAUAGGGUGGGAAUAGUUAAAGAAAACUAUUUUAUGUAAGAACUGACAGAGAGAUUUGCUUUGUAUAAUGCAAGCUGGCUUUAAAAAGAAAAAGCAUUGUAGCAAAUUAUUCAAGUCAAUCAUAUGUUAAUAGUUAUGUGCAACCAGACAUGCAAAACAAUUGUAUUUUUUUAAAUAAAUAUUUUUAACAAACUUCCUGA